AGUUUAUGAUGAAGAAGGUAAUAAAACUGGAGAUUGGAUCGAAUUAAAUCAAAACUUUUCUAAGUAAUAGAAUAUUGAAUAAAAUAGUUAAGCUUAAUUAGCUUAUUCUGGAAAAUAUAAAAAUGGGAAAAAACAUAAUUAAUGGGAUACAAUAUACAGAAUAAGUGAUAAAUAAGUUUUCAUUAAGAUGUAAUAGAUUAUAUUAUUUUAUAUCUUUAGAGGAGGAGGAUGUUAUGAUGAAAAUGGAUUAAAGGAUGGUUUAUGGAUAGAUAUACAAGACAACUAUGAUAAGUAUUUAAUAAUAAUAAGUUUAGACAUGCUUAAGUAAUUUUUAAAGGCUAGUAUAAAAAUGGAAGAAAAGAAGCUAAAUGGGAUAUUAUCUAUAAAGAUUAAAAUAUGUCUAAAAUUUAACAAAUAAUGUAUAAAAUUUUAUCACAUUAUAAAGAGGUGGUGGAAUUUAAUACUUUUAAAAAACAAGCUGGAAAAUCAUAAUAUUAAAUUUAGUAAAAAUUAUUUAAAGUUUAUUUUCAUUAGUGA
This is a messenger RNA of Paramecium sonneborni, 537 nucleotides long. The record is from the annotation of a GenBank genome assembly. Lineage: Eukaryota; Ciliophora; Oligohymenophorea; Peniculida; Parameciidae.